UCCCGAGCGUUCGGGACCGCCGGGAGCCGGGGAGGCUGCGGGAGGAGCGCGGGCAAGGCCAGGGCUGCAGUUGCGGCCCCGUUUCUCUGCUGCCGGAAUCCCCAAACCAGCCCAACGGAGCCCUCGGAGAGCGCGAUGGAUGAGUGGGAUCUCCCACAAUGGAAAAAAGAGGUGGAAAGCCUCAAGUACCAGCUGGCCUACAAGAGAGAGAUGUCCUCCAAGACCAUACCUGAGUUCGUGAAGUGGAUCGAGGACGGGAUUCCCGAGGAUCCCUUCCUGAACCCGGAGCUGAUGAAGAACAACCCCUGGGUGGAGAAAGGCAAAUGCAUCAUCCUCUGAGGCUCCUUCCCCCUGCAGGACGGGGCUGGCAUCCCUGAGCUCCGGCUCCAGCACCAGAACCUGAACAAAGCCCUGCCCUCUGCUCCUUUCUGCUCCUGUAGCUGUAGAAGGGGAUUUAGAAAUGGGGGGACACAGGGAAACCCCCCAGGAUGGGCACCCUGGGGGAGAGGAACAGCAAAAGCUGCUCCAAGGAUGUGCUGCAGCUUCGUCUCACACUUCUGCCACCCAAAACAGGCAGAUUUUUGCAACUUGUAAAGAAGCUUUUUAUAAAACCCCCCAUUUUUAGUGAUUUUAGAUACUUUUGUACACUGUAGGAUAUUGCUUCACAGCAAACCAGGCAGAACCUGGCCCCUCGAGUUUAUGUCUGAAAUAAACAGAGCAAUAUUUCAC
Messenger RNA from Camarhynchus parvulus, 729 nucleotides. It is a transcript of the gene GNG13, whose product is annotated as G protein subunit gamma 13. The coding region runs from base 136 to 339 and encodes 67 amino acids. Gene Ontology annotation, biological process: phospholipase C-activating G protein-coupled receptor signaling pathway; sensory perception of taste. Lineage: Eukaryota; Metazoa; Chordata; Aves; Passeriformes; Thraupidae. The transcript is spliced from 3 exons. Gene Ontology annotation, molecular function: G-protein beta-subunit binding. Gene Ontology annotation, cellular component: heterotrimeric G-protein complex. The record is from RefSeq and is a predicted model, not a curated record.